GGCCCCCAAAUCUCGCGAGACACGGGGGGUCCUCUUCUCCCCCCCGGCUCACGUCUUCGGUCCAUUUCCGCGGCUCCGACCAACCCCGAUGCCCACCAAACCCUAGCUCGUAUCCCCUUCCCUCACGCGGCCAUGCCAGAUCUGAGCACCGUCUACCUCCCUCCGUUCCCCGAGCUCUCCGUCGAUGCCGCCGGGGACCACGCCGGAGAUGCCGCAGCCGCCGACGCGGCGCCCGCGUCUUCGUCCGCAUCCGUGGGCGGCGGCGGCGGUGGCGCAACCAUUCUCCCAGCGGGAUGCCGGUGGAGUGGCCGCGUGCGCACCUUCGACGUGGCGGGCGCGGGCAAGGCCGAGGGCGCUGUGGCCGCCUGCCCCACGGCGCGCCGCGGCGGCGGGAAGAAGCCGUCCUCCGCUCCGUCACCCACGCCCGCGCGCGUGCCGGCCCCGGCGCCGGUUCGGACGCUUGAAGAGCACGUGAGCGAGUGGGCGGCGAGGAAGGCGGCGGCUGGCGUCCCUGCCCGCCGCUGUGUGCUCCCCUUCCUCACCGGCGCGCCAAAGGCGGUUGAAUGCCGUUUAUGCUCCAAGAUUAUCUAUGCCGGAGAAGAUAUAAAAUGCUCGGUUAGUCGUUGUCGAGAGAUGUUCCAUCUGACUUGCGCGGUGAAAGAUACUUCAAAUUUCACCACUGAAAGCUUCAAGUGCCCUCAACAUGGCUGUAUGGUUUGUAAGCAAAAAAUGUUCUUUUGGCGUUGUGGACGUUGUACAGUUGCAGCACAUACAAAAUGUGCACCUUGGCCAGUGAUUCAUCUAAAAGAUGAUCAAGGAAGUGCAAUUUGCUGGAGACAUCCUUCUGAUUGGCUCCUGCAAAAUGAGAAUGCUGACUUUACCAACAGCGUAGAGGAAGUUUUUUGCCGGCUACCUCUUCCAUAUGUUAAUGAAGACUUUAAUAUCGAUUCAACAAUUAGGGAAUUUGCUGAGGCUGUAUACAAGCCACCCCCCUAUAUGCCCAUCAGACGCAAUGUAUAUUUAAUCAAGAAGAAACGCGCUGGUGUUCGUGUGGAUACUGGGUGCACAAACUGCAGAGCUGAUUCUACUUGCAAAGAUGACUGUGAAUGCAGGGGUCUUUCAAUGAGUUGUUCCAAGAAUUGCCGCUGCUCAGACCUAUGUACCAACAAGCCGUUCCGCAAGGAUAAGAAAAUUAAAAUUGUGAAGACAAAGUGGUGUGGGUGGGGUGCUAUUACACUGGAGCCAUUGGAGAAAGGUGAUUUUGUAAUCGAGUAUGUUGGUGAAGUCAUUGACGAUGCGACAUGUGAACAAAGGCUUUGGGAUAUAAGACUGCGCGGUGAUAAAAACUUCUACAUGUGCGAAAUCAGCAAAGAUUUUACAAUAGAUGCAACAUUUAAAGGAAACGUUUCACGUUUUCUAAACCACAGUUGUGAGCCAAACUGUAAUUUAGAAAAAUGGCAGGUUGACGGUGAGACAAGAGUUGGUGUUUUCGCCUCUCGUUCCGUCAAAGUUGGAGAACCCUUAACUUAUGACUACAGGUUUGUACAUUUUGGGGAGAAGGUCAAAUGCCAUUGCGAGGCAUCGAACUGUCAGGGAUACCUGGGCAGCCAAAUAAAAAACCCAAUUCAAAAUGCUCUUGCAACUGCUGCACCGAAAGGACAGUUGCUUGACUCUUCGCCCACACAACAAGACAGUUCUGCCUCAAGAUUAAAACCAAUGACUCAUCUGCUACCCUGGACCAGCUGUAUAGAUGUCUCUUUUAACUUGAGAAGCAAAAGAAAAAUAGACCGGUUAUGCUGGGGGCGCAAGAGGAAGAGAACGUCCCUCUUGCCAUCUUCGACCAGCAUGCAGACAUCGGUAACUGAAGCUCCUGCUGCGGUUCUUCCGUCAACCUUCCCCUAGAGCUCAUUCUUUAUAAUAUGUCACGGUACAUUGUUUGCAUGCAUUGAUUGUAAACGAUUCUUUCACAUUGGUAAUCUCUGUUGUAACAUGUAAUAUUGUUCAUUUGAUCUCAGAGGAAACUCAGUCAAUUUACAGUUGUAACUACGCAGAAACUAUACACUGAUUAUCUGAUGCAAUUCAUGUUGAGCUUCAGGUUUUGUUU
This is a messenger RNA of Phragmites australis (common reed), 2104 nucleotides long. Its product is annotated as histone-lysine N-methyltransferase ASHR3-like. The transcript is spliced from 11 exons. The record is from RefSeq and is a predicted model, not a curated record. Gene Ontology annotation, biological process: regulation of DNA-templated transcription. Bases 133 to 1902 code for a protein of 589 amino acids. Lineage: Eukaryota; Viridiplantae; Streptophyta; Magnoliopsida; Poales; Poaceae. Gene Ontology annotation, molecular function: protein binding; histone H3K36 methyltransferase activity. Gene Ontology annotation, cellular component: nucleus; chromatin.